Copidosoma floridanum is the source of this 897-nucleotide messenger RNA. Its product is annotated as modular serine protease-like. Gene Ontology annotation, cellular component: plasma membrane. The record is from RefSeq and is a predicted model, not a curated record. Gene Ontology annotation, molecular function: protein binding. NCBI's taxonomy places the organism in Eukaryota, Metazoa, Arthropoda, Insecta, Hymenoptera, Encyrtidae.
AUGAGGAGUAAUCAGUUUCGAUGUUCAAAUGGACAAUGCAUAAAUAAUAAUUUACUAUGCAAUGGGAAUAACGAUUGUUUGGAUGGUAGUGACGAAAGUUAUCAGAAUUGCAACUACAAUACGAACAAAUCUACAUCGAACUUAGUUUUAACAAAAUCUACAUCAACAACUCAAUCACCCCAAAAAGUACACCAAUACGGAUGUGCUCUUGGUGAUUUUUCCUGUCUUAGUGGUGAAUGCAUAAGUUUGAAUCAUACUUGUGAUGGAGCUUAUGACUGCAGUGAUGGUAGUGACGAGUCUCCUACAAUAUGCCCACAUGUUGGUGUUGUAGCUCUAUCUCACAAUAAUGCAGAAAAUACUACAAAUGAUGGAUUAAAAUAUAAAGAUGAUGGGCACGACAACUUGAUACCGUGUGAAGUGCCUCCUCAACCACCUAAUGGGCUGUGGAAGUUACACAAAUCUCUCUGUGACUCUAAUCAAGACUGUGAGGUACCUUACCAUACCAAAACUUUGAAACCUGGUUCCUAUCUUGUAUACAGAUGUAACAAUGGGUACAAUAUUCGAGGGAACCCAGAUGUGUUUUGUGGACCCGGUGGAAAAUGGAUUACAGAACCUACUUGUGAAGAAAUCAAAUGCAAAAUUUUGAGCGAAUCUGCAACGGAAGCCAUUUGUUUAUGGAACAAUCUGGCAGUAUCAUGCGAAAUCCCUGCGCCACUAAACACAAUAGCCAUUUUGAAAUGUCGAGAAGGAUUUGUUCAGGAAAUUACGUAUGGAGCCACUUUCAAAAACGUUACUUGCGAAUCUAAUGGAAUUUGGAGCCCAGAUCCAAUUAAGUGUGUUAAAAAACCCAAAAAAGUUAAACUUGUCCUGGAAGGAGACAUGAUUUUGCAGGACUAG